ACAAAACCCCUUCCACAAACGAGAUAGCAAGCAUCGAACAACUAGGAGGAGUAAGGUUCAGAAUUUAGUGUCCUGGAAAUUGCAAUAUCUUCAACUCUAUCUGCAACUCCAGAAUCUUCUCUUCGUCGAUCACAAAAAAUGACGACGAAAUUCCAAAUAUUUUCUGGAUUACCCUCCGCACCACUUCAACCUUCUUCUUCCCUUCUCAAGAAGCCUCUCGCCACUACCUUGUUCGGCACCAGACCAGUGGACACUUUGAAAUUCAGAGUCAUGAGGAUUGCGAAGCCGGUGCGAGGCGGAGGAGCGAUUGGUGUCAGAAUGAACCUGUUUGAUAGGUUUGCGAGAGUCGUGAAGUCAUAUGCAAAUGCUCUUGUAAGUACGUUUGAAGAUCCUGAGAAAAUCUUGGAGCAAGCUGUGCUUGAAAUGAACGAUGAUUUGACUAAAAUGCGUCAAGCUACAGCACAAGUAUUGGCAUCUCAAAAGCGAUUGGAAAAUAAAUACAAGGCUGCACAACAAGCUUCUGAAGAGUGGUAUCGUAAAGCACAACUUGCUCUUCAGAAAGGUGAAGAAGAUCUUGCUCGUGAAGCACUUAAGCGGCGUAAAUCUUUUGCCGAUAAUGCCAGUUCUUUGAAAGCUCAACUUGAUCAGCAAAAGAGUGUUGUGGACAAUCUUGUCUCAAAUACACGUCUUUUGGAAAGUAAAAUACAAGAGGCGAGGUCGAAGAAGGAUACUCUAAAAGCAAGAGCUCAAUCUGCAAAGACUGCAACCAAGGUGAGUGAGAUGCUGGGAAAUGUCAAUACAAGUAGUGCUCUUUCAGCUUUUGAAAAAAUGGAAGAGAAAGUGAUGACAAUGGAGUCCCAAGCUGAAGCUCUGGGCCAGUUGACAACUGACGAUCUUGAAGGGAAGUUUGCAAUGCUUGAGACCUCAUCAGUUGAUGAUGACCUUGCAAAUUUGAAGAAAGAAUUGGCUGGUAGUUCAAAGAAAGGAGAGCUUCCUCCUGGAAGAAGUAGCACCACUAGCACCACUAGCACCAAGACUGGAAAUCCAUUUCGAGAUGCUGACAUUGAGAUAGAACUUGAGCAACUGAGAAAAAGAUCAAAGGAGCUUUAAAAACCGCAGGUUUUGGUGGCCUCCUGAGUUUGGAUGUGAACAUCUCCAACGAGGAGCAAGGUUAGCAACACCAUCAUAUAAUGUUUAUAAUAUGAGUAUCUCUUAUGAUGUUUGUGAGGCAUGGUACUUACAUUGUAUUUUGAACACACAUAACUAUGCACACCUCAUAGCCAAGUUUAUAUGGAGAAUAGAGUAUAUUUUGCCAUCCAAAUAAUAGCUUAUUCGUUGUGCAUAUUUUUCAAAUUUUGCUACACCUGAAGUUGUAACUCUGCAUGGAUAUGGAAAAGCAGUAUUUGGAGCAAGAAAGAUAUAUUGAUAGCGUGAAGUAGAAUCUUCGUUGUUUCAGAAUUGGAAUUAUAGGAACUUUUUUGCUGUGGUUACUCUUGAAAGAAAAUCAGUACACGAGCAUUCAAAUAAUUUAUUGAACUUUUUGAUAUUAAUGUGUCAUAAUGAUAUAAAAUGAAUAACCAUUAACAUUUUUCCAUUAA
Messenger RNA from Lathyrus oleraceus (garden pea), 1598 nucleotides. NCBI's taxonomy places the organism in Eukaryota, Viridiplantae, Streptophyta, Magnoliopsida, Fabales, Fabaceae. The record is from RefSeq and is a predicted model, not a curated record.